Momordica charantia (bitter melon) is the source of this 1957-nucleotide messenger RNA. RefSeq names its product polypyrimidine tract-binding protein homolog 3. Gene Ontology annotation, cellular component: nucleus. Gene Ontology annotation, biological process: mRNA processing. Lineage: Eukaryota; Viridiplantae; Streptophyta; Magnoliopsida; Cucurbitales; Cucurbitaceae. The record is from RefSeq and is a predicted model, not a curated record. Gene Ontology annotation, molecular function: RNA binding.
GGGGUGCGAAGCAUAGGGCAGCCGUAGCAGCCGAUCUCAGUCUCUGAUUCCCUCUUCUUCCAUUUUCCGGCUUUGUUUCUCUAUCCUCCCCUGUUUCCUCUCUCUCUAAGUGUAGAAUGACAGAACCAUCAAAAGUUAUCCACGUCCGAAAUGUUGGCCAUGAAGUAUCGGAGAAUGAUUUACUUCAGCUAUUCCAGCCAUUUGGUGUCAUAACUAAGCUUGUGAUGCUUCGUGCUAAAAAUCAGGCUCUUAUGCAGCUGCAAGAUGUUCCCUCAGCAGUUAAUGCUUUGCAGUUCUUUGCAAAUGUUCAGCCAAGCAUUAGGGGAAGGAAUGUUUAUGUCCAGUUUUCAUCACAUCAAGAGCUAACUACAGCUGAUCAGAAUGCCCAAGGACGAGGAGACGAGCCAAAUCGAAUACUCUUAGUCACAAUCCAUCACAUGCUAUAUCCCAUAACAGUGGAAGUGCUGCAUCAAGUAUUUUUUCCACAUGGAUUUGUGGAGAAGAUCGUCACAUUUCAGAAGUCAGCUGGGUUUCAGGCUCUCAUUCAGUAUCAAUCACGCCAGUGUGCUGUUUCUGCUAGGACUGCACUACAAGGACGCAAUAUAUAUGAUGGUUGCUGUCAACUAGACAUUCAGUUCUCCAAUCUUGACGAGUUACAGGUGAACUACAAUAACGAACGUUCAAGGGAUUUCACAAAUCCUAGCCUGCCUUCUGAACCAAAAGGCCGGUCGUCCCAACCUGGAUAUGGGGAUGCAGGAGGCAUGUAUGCACUUCAAGCAUCUGGUGCAAGACCAGUUGCAUUUCCACAGAUGGCCAAUGCAGCUGCUGUUGCUGCUGCAUUUGGUGGAGGUCUGCCACCUGGUGUCAGUGGGACGAACGACAGGUGUACGGUCCUUGUUUCCAAUCUGAAUCCUGAUAGAAUAGAUGAAGACAAGCUUUUUAACCUUUUCUCCAUCUACGGUAACAUUGUAAGAAUUAAGCUUCUCCGGAAUAAACCCGAUCAUGCACUAGUUCAGAUGGGAGAUGGAUUCCAGGCAGAAUUAGCUGUGCACUUUUUGAAGGGAGCGAUGUUGUUUGACAAGAGAUUGGAGGUGAACUUCUCAAAGCAUCCUAAUAUUACACAAGGGGCUGACACUCAUGAAUAUGCUAACUCAAAUCUUAAUCGUUUUAACCGAAAUGCUGCGAAAAACUACCGCUACUGCUGCUCCCCAACAAAGAUGAUCCACAUUUCAUCUCUAUCUCAGGAAGUAACUGAAGAAGAAAUCGUGACUCUCCUCGAGGAACAUGGGCCGAUUGUCAACACCAAGCUCUUUGAGAUGAAUGGGAAAAAGCAGGCACUCGUCAUGUUCGACACUGAGGAGCAGGCCACUGAAGCUCUUGUUUGCAAGCAUGCUAUUUCUCUUGGCGGGUCGAUCAUUCGAAUUUCAUUUUCCCAGUUGCAGACAAUAUGAUGAAGUUAACAAGGGCGUUAAACAAGUAAGAAGUGAUGGAUUCUUAAUGCUUAAUUGGGGUUGAGGAUUCAUAUUUUACAAGGAUUUUUAAAAAUGGAGAUGAUGGCGCAUACUGUCCUAAUUCUUGUAACAAUUAUUUCUCUUUGGAUUUCUCUCGUGGGAUUGUACUUCUGCUUUAGUGUUGUCUCAAUUCUUCUCGUCUUCUCCUCUCGUCUCUUCUCGUCUUCUCUUCUCUUCUCUUAUAUUUUCUCCUCUUCGUGCUUAUCGAAAUCAUUCGCAAGAUUUGUCGACUGAGUUAGAUUUUCUUUCAUGUUAUCAGUUUUGAAGAAUAGGAAGAAAGAAGAAAAGCUAACUUUUUUCUUUUCUUUUUUGAGGGUCUCUUUGUUAGGUAGUUUGUACAUGUCUUGUAAUUUGAAGCUAAUGGGGCCAUUGGCUGUUGUAAUUUCAGUUCAUAAUGCUCAACUCUCUUCUACCUCAUUUAUUGAUGAGCAUAUCUUUUGGCAAAA